CAAAAGGAAUCAACUCGUCGUACCACCCAUUUUACCAAUAGCUAUUUAAAUCUGGUCAGUUUCAUCUAUCGCUUCUUCUGAAGCCGUUCGAAACGAAGAAAUUUUUGAAGAUGCUGAAAAAGCAAUUAAAGAUCUGAUGAAAUGGGAUCGAAAAUCCCAUUAUGAUCACGGAUCCUUUUGAAAUUCAUACUUACUGACGACCUUUUCUGACCGAAAGCGCAAAUAAAGUAGAAGAUGAAUUUCAUCAAGAAAAAAUUAAAAGGUCAUAAAAAAGAUGAUGAAGAAGAGGAAUAUGAAAAGGCUGUUUAUGAACAGUCUCUUCAUCCUCAGAAUCAAGAUCAAAAAAUGAAAAAUACAGAAGAAUGGCAGUUUUUCCAACAAUUAUCAAUGAAAGUUCAAGAUACUGUGCAGAAAACCCAGACAACUUUAAAUAAGCUGAAAGAUACUAGACCUGAAGAUGGCUUAGAUGAGGAUAGAGAUUAUGAUGUAGAUAGUGACCUACUUUCUAAGGAAACUCCUCCCUACCCUGGAACAACUAAGGUAUUACGUGCUCCACCAAGGCCUCCACCACCAGCAGGAGAUAAACCUUCUAUGCCUGUUGACUUAGAUUUUGGAUCGGAUUUUUCCCAGAGCUCAAUCUCAAAAGGCCCACCAAGGCCUCCUCCACCAGGAUCUUCUGAAACAUUUACUUCGGAUUCAAGUGCCUUGCAUGGGACACCAAGUAAAAGCUACGGAUCUCCUGCACGACCUCCUCCACCUAACAUUGGGAAAACAGAACCAUUAGCUACAGAUUCAACCUUUCCUGGUUCAAACCAAAUGCAAAACAAUGCAUCAUUUUCAUUGUUAGAUGAAUUUGGAUUCAAAAGCGAACCAGUUACAACAACCAAUACAAAUGUGCAAGAUCUGUUAUUCCUGGAUGAUAAAGAAGAUGUUGAUCCCUUUGACACCUCAUUUGUUGAUGUAAGGAAUAUAGCUCCUCUUUCUGCAUCUUCAGAGAAAAAUGAGAAUGCAACCCAAGAAAAAGUUUCAGAAAAGAGCUUUAAUCCAUUUUGUAGCUCUGUCCCCUCUGAUGAAUGGAUGACCGGUUCUCCUAAUCAUUCUGACCAAACCAAAAAGACUGCUACAAAUCCUUUUUUCUCUGGAAUUUUGGAGGAUGUAAAACCAGUUAGUCAAGAAAAUGUUCAACCAAGCUCUUCUCACAAUCCGUUUAGUUUCAAUGAGCCAGUUUCCAAUAAUAAUGAUAAAGAUGAUUUCUUUGGACUAACUAUUGAACAGUCAUCUAGUAAAGAUAAAUUGGCAGAAAGCUUUUUUCAAAAAAGUGACUCGCGAAAGGGUUCAGCUGAGUUUGAAAAUAGUAAAAAUUUUGUCAAUUCUGCUUUCAAUAUCAGUGAAACAUUAGAAGCUGAGAAAAUUGCAGAUAGUGUAUCUGAAAGUCAGACUACAAUUUCUGAUUCAACUCAACGUAAAAGCAUUCCUAAUGAAGUAGAUAUGUGGAAUUCUGGUAAAACAGAUCCUGUUCAACGCAAAAGCAUUCCUAAUGAAGUAGAUAUGUGGAAUUCAAGUAAAACAGAUUCGGUUCAACGUAAAAGCAUUCCUAAUGAUUCUGAUAUGUGGGAUUCAGGUAAGGCAGAAUCUGUUCAGCCUAAAAGCAUUCCUAAUGAUUUAUGGGAUUCAAAUAAAACUGAUUCAGUUCAACGUAAAAGCAUUCCUAAUGAAAUAGAUAUAUGGGAUUCAGAUAAAAAAGAAGAUUCUUCAAUUUUGAAACCUGAUCAGCCAUCAAAAGUUAUUGAAACCUCCGAAACUUCUUUAGUAUGGAGUUCCAGUGCGGUAACAGAUGUCUUGCAACCUGAGAAAUCUGCUUCUAAAGAAGAACCUGCAACAGCUUUUGAAAGUGAAGUAGAAAGUAAAACUACUGGAGAUUUAGAUUUCUUUGGAACAAAUAAUGCAGCAGCCACUGAAUCUUUUUCGAAUUUAGAUAGGCCCUUGGAUAAUAAGUCUUACGAAAUAUUACAGCCAGAAACAUCAAAUAACUUGACCAGUUUUGCAUCUUCAAAAGAAAAUGAAACAGAAGGGACAAAAUCCGAUGCAAUAUCUUCUUCCUCAUUAAAAGAACAAUCUCAGGAUAAAAUGGCAGAGUAUUCUGAUACUUUUGAUGGAAAAUAUGCAAAAGCUGAAUCUGCUACUAAAGAAGAUAUACAAACAACUUUUGCUGAAGAUUUCUCUAAACCAUUUGAUGAAGAGAAUGAACAAAAUGCAUUUUUAUUUAAAGUUAAACCAACUGAUCAAAAGCAAGAUUUAGAAUUUGAUGCUUUUGCUGCAAAGUUUGAAAAUGCAAAAGAUAGUCAAAGUUCUGAUGCAUUUGAUCCAUUUAUGUCUAAAAAGGCUCCUACAUUGAAAAAAAUCAAAGAAAAUUAUAAAGGUUUUGAUAGUAUGGAUGAAUUUGAUCCUUUUAGAGUAACAAGUAAAGUUGAAGAUUCCAGAAGUAUGAUGAAAAAGGAACCAUCUCGUGAUUCUUUUGAAGAUUAUGAUAAUGAAGUAGAUUUUUCAGUGGUUAUUAAACCAAAAGUUAAAGAUAGCAGUGAGGUACAGCCAUCUUUGAUGGAACCUCCAAAGUUAUUACCUCCACCUAAAACUCCCACUAAAGCUUUUGAAACGCCUGCUUCUCGUUUUAAUCCAUUUGAUAAGGACUUUUUAGAUAAUACGGAGAUUUCAAAAGCAACAGAAAAAACUUUUGAAACAGUCGAAGUUGAGGAUGAACCUGUACCUGCUCUUGGAGAAGCUGGAGUUAGAAAAGCUGAUUCUGUAGAAACACCUCUUUCUCCUCUUUUUGAUGAGGAUACUUCCCAACCUUUGGAAGUUUUCCCUAAGCCGUAUGAUAGAGAUGGAUGGGAUAUGGUUCUUAGACAACCUAAUAAAAAGAAACUUACUGGUAAUAGAUUUUGGAAGAAAAUAUUUGUUAAGCUAUCGGAAAAUAGUGUUUUGCAACUUUUUAACAAAGCAGAUGAUAAACUUCCUUUUCAAGAACUACCUUUACAGCCAUGCUAUUCAUUGUCAGAAAUUGGAGCUCAACAAUAUGAUCAGUACGGUAAAAUAUUUACUGUGAAAUUACAAUAUAAGUUUUACCGUGAAAGAGUUGGAGUUCGGCCAGGACAAAUAUCAAAAGUUACCCAGGGCCAAGUUACGUCCAUGGGAGAUGUUGCAAAACUUGGUUUACCUCUUCAACACUCUCCUCAGACAUCACAGCUUUUAAAACUUGGAUCACAUUCAUAUUCAGAUGUGAAAUAUUUUAUUCAGGAAGUUGAAGAUGCUCUCUUUCGAAUGAGUGUUCACAGAGAUCGAGUUCUAACUUAUAAAACUGAAGAAGUUCAAGUAAUAGCUCAAGAUGAAUUUUAUGUUGAACAAAGCAAAACUGGUCACAUUGAUAAACAGCUAGCUCGUGUCCGUAUUUUCUUUUUGGCAUUCAUCACUGGUAUGCCAUCUGUUGAAGUUGGUUUGAAUGAUAUUGUCCGACAAGGAAAAGAAGUUGUUGGGCGUUAUGAUAUCAUACCAGUGGUGACAGAAGAAUGGAUACGAUUAGAAGAUUGUGAAUUUCACUCCUGCGUUGUUCAAGACGAAUUUUACAAAAGUCGUGUCAUAAAAUUUCAUCCACCUGAUGCUUGUUUAUUUGAAUUACUGCGAUUUCGAAUUCGCCCACCAAAAAAUCGGGAGCUUCCUUUACAGGUUCGAGUUUUUAUGACUGUAAGCAACACUAGAGUUGAGAUUCGUUCUGAUAUAUUAGUCCCAGGAUAUAGCAGCAGAAAACAAGGUCAAGUUCCCUGUGAAAAUAUACAGAUUCGUUUUCCUAUACCUGAGUGUUGGAUCUACUUAUUUCGCACAGAGAAACAUUUCCGUUAUGGAUCCAAAAAAUCAACUGCCAGAAGACCAGGAAAAAUAAAGGGCUUGGAACGCAUCAUAGGAGCUGCUCAGAACCUUGAUCCCAGCCUCAUUGAAGUAUCUGCUGGUCAAGCAAAAUAUGAACAUGUCUUCCAUGCUGUGGUUUGGCGCAUUCCUCGUCUCCCAAAAGAAGGUCAAGGAGCAUAUACUCAACAGCUCUUCUUGCUUCGCACAGAAUUAACCUCAUUUGAUCAAAUACCCGAAUCAUUUGAACAAUUUGUUGAUGUUGAAUUCACUAUGCCUGCUACGUAUGUUUCUCAUACUACUGUACGUUCUGUUUCUGUAACCAAUCCUGUACCACCUGAAAAAUAUGUACGUUAUAUUUCCAAACAUGAAUACAAGGUUGAAAUAGACUUUAAGAACAGCUCUGAUGAAAUUGAGGGUUUGAUUUCAACACCUAGUGCAAGUGUUCCUGUCAGCACCACACCAGCUGUACAGGAAAGUACAGAAGAUGAGGACAAAGAGGAUGAUAGUGAUUAAUUUCUUGCAGCUGAGAGCUUGUCUAUAACUUGUAACCUUCAAAAUAUCUGGUGUAAUCGAUAUAAUAUUCUUGUCAUGUGUAGUAUAUUUAUGUAAUAUAAUGGAUAAUUUAUUUAAAAGUGGUCUUCAGUGUUGUAUCGAAAAGGCUUUAUUGAAUUGUUAAAUUGGUUAUGUAGUAAGUGUGACACAGUUAAAAACAAAAAUGCAGAAGUUACGUUUGCUGUGUACAUUGAACUGUUCCUUAAAAAUGUAUUUCUUAGUUGGAUUGUAGUAAUGUCUUUAUAUGGUGCUUGUACCAAGCUCUCUCAAUGUUGUUACUGGGAUUAGUUGGUGAAAAUGACAUAUGAUAUGGAAUCCCAAGUUAUUUCACUUCCAAAAACAUACUUUUAAUGAUAAUUUGAUGACAGAUUAAAUCAAUAAAUGUGUUAUUUACUUGCAGAACCCAUUUCAUGUUUGUACCUUUUGAGUUACUUCAAUGUACAUACUGAAGUUUAGAAAAUUAGUAGGAUAGACAUUUAUGCAAGAUAAUUUAAAUAACUCCAUACAUAUUCAUAGAUGUGAUAAAAUAUAAUGGCUUCGGAAACUAUAGAUUUCUCCCUCUUUGUGCUUUAUUAUUCUGAUUUCACCAAAAAAUAUAAAUUUUAAACUAAGAUUUAACCGGAAAAAAAAGGAAAAUUUUCUCAUGUUUGUUUUGAAAUAGAUAGUGUCCAGUAUAAGGCAGAAUUCAUUCAGUAUUAAAUGUAACAUUCAAAUUAAGUAGUAGUCGGAAGCAGUUAAAAACAAUGGAUAAAAUCCUUAUUUUUUUAAAAAUAAAAUUUAUUUCUAGAGCAUUAUGAGAUUCUUUCUUCCAGUAUUAAUUCCCAGUUCAGAAGUGAAAUUUUGAGACCUUUUAUAUUAAUAUGCAAUUUUGUGUACAUUCAAAGGCAAGCUGUUUUACAAAUGUAAUACUGAAAAUCCAUUUGUUUGAAUUGUUUGCAUUUGACAGACUUUUACUGGGCAAAUUCAUUUUUAAAUACAAAUUAUUAUGGAAAUCAUUAUUUUAUAAUUUUGUUAAAUAUUCUGAUUUUUUUGUCUAGUUGCCAGUUAUCUGGCUUACUCUUAGUUGUACAAAUUUUAUAAGUAAUUUGAUACUAAUAUUACUUUGAAUGUUGAAUAAUAGCAUAGAUAAAAAAUAACCAGUUUAUUUUAUAGUAAGAGGAGGGAGGGCGGUAAAAUUCUUUUUAAAAAGUACAUAAUACAUAAAUAUAGUUUUAGUUUUUAAUAAAUGCUCAUGAAUGUAUGCUAAAUGAUUUAUUUUUCAAGAAAAACUCGGCAGUCUCAAAUAUUUGGUUUUGGAUAACUUUUUUUAAUGUAGACAAGUAAAAUUUAAAUAAAUUAGGAAUUUUGAUUAACUAAAUAGAAUGUCAGCACACAAUUGACAGUAAUAUACAUUUGUUAAUCAAAAAUUAUAAAUUGCACAUUGAAUAAAUGAUUAAUGUUAGUGUUGGUAGCAAUGUGAAAUGUUAACAAAAUAUCAUUUGUGUAUUUAAUCAUAUUCAAUAUUAUAGAACUUAAAAGCAUUUAUUGAAUCUUUAGUCAAGUGUUUCAUUAUUUGUAUCCAUUUUGUAAAAAAACUUUUUUUCUAAAUAAGCAUUAAAAUAAUUAAUGCACAACUUAAUGGAUAUGGUAAUUAUUUAUUUGAUGGGCAUUUAGUGAUCAGGUUAUAUCAUUUUGAAAGAUUGUUUUGAUUUGUUACAAAAAUUCCACAGUCAAAUUAGAAAAUGUUACUAAAAUAUUUUUGUGAAUUUAAUUUUAUAAAAUUACUGGAAGUAUAUUAUAUCCAUUCUAAUUCAAUGUGAAGUGUUAUUUUUCCCUUUGUUUUUGUAUAAUCAUAAACAUUGGUUAUCCUGAAUUUGUUCAAAUUCACUUUUUAAAAAUGUGAUAUAUUA
Argiope bruennichi is the source of this 6341-nucleotide messenger RNA. Its product is annotated as protein stoned-B-like. Gene Ontology annotation, molecular function: clathrin-cargo adaptor activity. The record is from RefSeq and is a predicted model, not a curated record. The transcript is spliced from 9 exons. Gene Ontology annotation, biological process: clathrin-dependent endocytosis; synaptic vesicle endocytosis; regulation of endocytosis. Gene Ontology annotation, cellular component: synaptic vesicle; AP-2 adaptor complex. Lineage: Eukaryota; Metazoa; Arthropoda; Arachnida; Araneae; Araneidae. The coding region runs from base 235 to 4413 and encodes 1392 amino acids.